Molecule: messenger RNA, 1592 nt
Organism: Beta vulgaris subsp. vulgaris (sugar beet)
Lineage: Eukaryota; Viridiplantae; Streptophyta; Magnoliopsida; Caryophyllales; Amaranthaceae
Product: mitochondrial uncoupling protein 5
Exons: 1
Coding region: 337-1296 (319 amino acids)
Biological process (GO): phosphate ion transmembrane transport; malate transmembrane transport; succinate transmembrane transport
Molecular function (GO): thiosulfate transmembrane transporter activity; succinate transmembrane transporter activity; antiporter activity
Source: RefSeq, a predicted model, not a curated record
CUCCUUUCCCCCAAAAUUCCUGACCUUAUAUAUACUUCCUCAUACCUCUUCUCCAAAAACCAUCCCAUUCUCCAUUUGAAGUCUUCAACGUUUUUCCCUUUCAACAUAUAAAAAAGAGACACCCCCAUUAUCAUAUGUCUAACAGAUCUCACGUUCCUCACUAUUCUUCUAUAGCUUUCGGCCUCCAUUCCCAUCUCCUUGUUUCCAGUGAGAUGAACUCUUCCUCUAAUUGGUCUCAAUAAUAACAAAAUAUCAUCUAUCUAUUUAUCUUUCCUCUUUCUCUCUCCUAAUUUUCAAAUUCAUUCAUUCUUUAAUUUCCAUUAACCAAAUCAAAAAAUGGGAGUUAAAGGUUUUGUAGAAGGCGGAAUCGCAUCCAUCAUAGCCGGUUGUUCAACCCACCCUCUCGAUCUUAUUAAAGUUCGUAUGCAACUCCAAGGAGAACCCACCACCACCGCCACCAACCUCCGCCCUGCCCUAGCUUUCCAUCCCUCUUCCGGGACCCACACAAUCUCUCUCCCCACAUCGGCACCAGCCCCACCUCGUGUGGGUCCAGUUGGUGUAGGAGUCCGUAUCAUCCAACAAGAAGGUGUCGCCGCUUUAUUCUCCGGCGUUUCCGCCACCGUCCUCCGUCAAACCCUCUACUCCACCACCCGUAUGGGCCUUUACGACAUCCUUAAACGCAAAUGGGCCGACCCAAACACCGGCUCUCUCCCAUUGGGCCGUAAGAUUGCCGCCGGAUUAGUCGCCGGAGGAAUCGGAGCUGCUGUCGGAAACCCAGCUGACGUGGCGAUGGUACGCAUGCAAGCUGAUGGAAGACUCCCUAUUUCUCAACGAAGAAACUACAAGAGUGUAUUAGAUGCCAUUCAAAGGAUGUGUAAAGAUGAAGGAAUUGUUUCUCUGUGGCGCGGGUCUAGUCUUACGGUGAACCGUGCUAUGUUGGUCACUGCAUCACAGCUGGCGUCGUAUGAUCAGAUCAAGGAAUCAAUCUUAGAUCGUGGGGUGAUGAAAGACGGUCUUGGGACCCAUGUAACGGCUAGUUUUGCGGCGGGGUUUGUGGCGGCGGUGGUUUCUAACCCUGUUGAUGUGAUUAAAACAAGGGUUAUGAAUAUGAAGGUGGGUAAUGGUGAAACGGCGCCGUAUAAUGGGGCUCUUGAUUGUGCACUUAAGACCGUUAGAUCUGAGGGGCCCAUGGCACUUUAUAAAGGGUUUAUUCCUACGAUUUCUAGGCAGGGUCCUUUUACUGUGGUGCUCUUUGUUACACUGGAACAAGUCCGGAAAAUCCUCAAGGAUUUUUGAUUUUCCGUUUAAGUUUGAUGAUGACGAAUAUGAUUUUAUAAAAAUAUUUAAAAAAUUGGGUUGGAGUAUUAUUUAGGGUUUGUUACUAAUGUUUUGGGGAUUCCAUGAACCUAGGAAGUUAGGUUUUGAUAGCUGUCUGAUAUGUUGGGUAUUUUUUAUUUUGCAUUGAGCGUGUUGUAAUAUUCGUUGCAUUCAUUCACGAGGUGUGUCAACGAGUAUUUUAGAUUUUUAGUUGGAGUUGAUGAUUAAAAAUUUAUAAUAGUAUGAAUACUAAUAUUACGCAUUGUGUUUUCUAA